Lutzomyia longipalpis is the source of this 5050-nucleotide messenger RNA. It is a transcript of the gene vn, whose product is annotated as protein vein. The transcript has 6 exons. Lineage: Eukaryota; Metazoa; Arthropoda; Insecta; Diptera; Psychodidae. The record is from RefSeq and is a predicted model, not a curated record. The coding region runs from base 3190 to 4587 and encodes 465 amino acids.
AAAUAUAAAAUCUAAACAGUGUUAUCACGGGGAGAGGGUGGGGAGUUGAUGAGAAAAUUGAUUUCAUGAAUGAAGCACUAUCAGGGCAAAAAGCCUCUCUCACUCUCUCUGAAUUGUUUUUCCAGGGUUCACCUCUAUUCUUGAAAAUUUUGUGAAUUUCAAGUGCGUGCGUUGACAAGAUAAUCCUCUUUUGCUUCGCAAUGAACUUUCGCCACCAUUUCUGUGUGUGUGCGUUAUGCGGUGAAACUUGAGAAAAUCCUCCUUGCGCAGCUUUGAUCCAUCCGCGCCCGUAUAUUGGGGGUGUUGCAUAAAAGUUCACAAAUUCUUUAACAUGCGACAAUGUUCUCCUCUUGCGCCUCCCAUUGACUAUGUGUACUCGUAUGUAUGUAUGUUGCCUUCAGAAGAUUUUCUCACGAAUCUCACGGAUUGCAGGUAGAGAAGAAAAAAAAACGAAGAAGAAAAAAUAUCAUCACUCCGAUGUAAUUGUUUUACAAUCAUUGCAAACUUUUUUUUUCGAGAAAGCAAAGAAGGAAAAAAAUGUAAAAAAAAGAGAAUAUAACUAAGCGAACUGAGCGCAACAUAUAGCAGAAACAACUGUCCAAUGUUUAAUUGUAAAAAAAAUGAAGAAGCAGUAAAUAGAAGUGGAGAAAAAAAUCUCUCACUGUCUCAGAUUCUAUCUCUCUUUUUUUCUCCUUUUCUUAUAAAUGUGCCUCUCUCCUCAAGAAAUUGGAUAAAUAUACAUCGAGUACGAAUAUAUAAAUUAUAAUUCAGCUCAACUUUUCAACAAUAUAAACCGUGUGAGAAGAGUUACGAGGCAGAGUGACUUCUCAUUACAAUAUUCAAGCCCAGGAACACGGGCAGAAGCACGAUAAAAACACACCAAGAAGUACGGCGCGUCUCCCUCCUUCUUUUGGCAUUAAAUUUAAAAUACACAAGCUACCCAUUUGUCUGGUGUAUCAAGAAAACUACCUUCAACUACCUUCUUUUUAUUUCGUCCAAUACAAGUACUCUUUUUAACAUCCAUAUCUAUGUGUCAGGAAAAUUUGAGAAAACUUUACGCGAAUAUUGCAAAGCAAAACGUAAUAAAAAAAAGUUCCUUUUUAUGGGUAACUUUCAAAAUAAUCUAUAUAAUAAUAUCUUAAUAUAAAAUCAUUGGCUACAUGGAUCCGGAAGGAAUCCAACAGCCGUACAAAUUUAAAAAUGGAGAAGAAGAAUAUAUAAUCAUAUUACGGUAUUCACUUUUGGGUGAUAAAAUAGUAAAAUAGUCAAAGAAAGAUUUUUUUCAGUUUAGAAUUAAAAUCCUUAAAUUAUAUCUGAGAUUGUGAACAUGGUCUUAAAAAGAUUGUUUUAAAGGUAACCCUACGAAAAAAUGUAACAAAAGGUUCUUAAUUAAAUUUUUAAAAAAAGUUCUGAAUCAAAUUUUAAAAAAUUACCUAAUAUCUUGUAAUAUAAUUUCAUAUUAUGAUUUUAUGUGAUAAAUAACAUUUACCUUAUGAUUUUGCUUAAUGCAAUUAUGUCUUUUACAUUUCCAUUUAGCAUAGAAAACGUAAAUUUUUAUUUAUUUUGAUCAGUAGACUGAUAAAGAUAAAACGUAAGGAAAAUUUUACUAAAGAAGUUUAGUCAGACCAUUAGGAGUUAGUCCCCAAAGAGGUAACCUUUAAUCUUAGACACAUUUUGCAAUAACUUCCUAACUUUACAAAUUAAUGACUGUAAAAAUCUUGAAUGGAACUUAUUCCAUACAGUUUGAAAGUGAUUUAAGUUAAAAAAAUCAAUUCUUAAAUUCUUCCUAAAAUUGACAACACUUUAGAAAAACCUUCCACAUUGGGAAAAUGGGGAAAAUCUUACUAAAAAAAAGCUAAUGCUUGAGAGUUUAGUAAACUCUCUCUUCUCCAAAAGAAAUAAAAAAAAGAAAAUAGUUGAGAAAAAAAAAGAAAACUCGUGCCCGCCGAAAAAGUUUUCUCCGCUGUGCUCGUGUAUUGGGGGCUCUUUUGGGGUUGUAUGAGUUGAUUUUUGAUAUAUAAAUAUAAAUUAUUUAAAAAUAGACACCAUCUAUAUAUAAUUUUCUUCGACUACACGACGGUAGCGAGGGGGCAAAGAAUCGUCUUGAGUCGUCGUACGUUGGAGUCUUGGCGUGCGCACGCGCAAAACGUCAGGCUUUACCCCAAAAGUGAAAUGCUGCUGAAAUUCUCAUAUAGAGAACAUCUUCUAACCACAGUUAAGUUUCACCUCAAACGCAUCACACAUCGCCUUCCAAAAGUUCACGCAUUCUGGUUCUUUUUUUUUUACCUCUCUAAAGGGGGGAACUUGGUUGUUGAGUAAUUUCUUGUGUGGGUAAAGAAAAAAAUAAAUUUGUUUUAAGAAUUAUAGUUGAGAAGAUCCAUCAUCAUAGGUGAUUUUUGAGAAGGUUUUAAAGUUUUAAAAAAAUCCAACAUUUACUGCCUCACCCUUGAUUCCUCUUGGUGAUGUUUGUAGGCUUGUAGAGAACAAUCUUGUGGUGUGCUGAUGAUUCUUCCGACAGACACCUACUAUUGAAACGGAAAAUCCGUUUUGAAAAUAUUUUCUUUGAGAAAAUUAUAUAUUCUUCCUCACCUCCCACAAUUUGAAUUCUUAAACAUUUACUCAUCCCCACAGAUGAACGGUUAGAAAUUUCACUCAAAGAGAUACCAAAAGAAAAUUGCAAAGGGAAAAAGAAUAAUCACUCGAGUGCCAAGUCGUGUGGAUUAAUCAUUAAUUGUGUACACCUCUUUAGUGUGAGAUGAAGUGUUCAAUAGUGGCGCAAAGACUACAUCAUUUCCUGCAUUGCGACACCGCACAAACGGAUGAAACUGUAGCUAAUAUAGAGUGUAGAUUAGUUGUGGAGUUUGUAGUGAAUUGGUAAGAAAUCCAAGAAAAAGCUCUUUCCCAACAUUAUUCGAUCCCUGUCGCUGCAAAAGAAAAGACAAGAAAAAUAGAAAAAGAAAAGUGCUAAAAAACUUAAGAAAAAAAAAGUGUGGAGGCUUUUAAAUUUUUGUGCCGGUUACAUUUGAAAUGUGAUUUGUCUUCUAACAAUGAAAAGCCGAGGAAACUGUGCAGAAGAGCGGCGACAAAUCACGUACUACAAGUGUGAACGAGCAUCCGUAGACGAUCUAUUGUGCCGGGGUGCCCCGUAGGCUAGAGCAGACAAGCCCCCGCCCGGUGACUGGGGACGCCAUGAAUGUGCGCGUCCUGCGCAAAUGGUGUCUCAUGAGAACUCUAAUGUACCUGUGGAUUGUGGCCUGCACACUACUAAUGAUGGUUGUUACGUGUGAGGCUGCUUCCGCCAUGCACAUCACACCGAGUUUCAUUAGUCCUGCAAGGAAUUCCACAUCCCACCACCGGUGGGCGCCACUAGUCACCCACCAGCGCCCCCAUGUUGAUUUUGUCACACAACCAGAGCAGAAACUUCCACGCCAGGAACGCAUUUUUCCCGAUAGGGGGAUGCAUGGGCAAAUACUGCUGCAACGCAUCAUUGCAGCAGCACGAAGAACACCGAGUAUGCCGCAAUGGAUGAGAACACAUCAGCGGCCAAGACUGAAAGUCGGCGUCCAUGAUGAGGCGUCAUCUAGUUACCUCAUGCGUGCCCCCUAUGGGCGAAAUAGGCGCGAGUCACGCUACAGGCCCAAAGGGCGUCAGCGUAGGUAUUGCUCAGCUCGCGACCCAACGGCCUUAGCAUUUGAGGCACCCACAGUAUUUGAGGGUAAAGUGCGUUCCAUGAGCUCCGAUAGGCGCGCCAACUUCUCAGCCACGUUCGAAGUCAAGGAUAUCCACAAGAAUCAGUCGCCCUUUAAGUUGCCAUCAAUGGUACGGCUGCAAUUCACAUUCGGGAAUACCAGUGAGUGUGACAUCUAUCGGGAAAAAUUUCGUCCGCGUGGCAAUGUGCGCGAUGAACUGGAGCAGGGGAAGGUGUACUUUCUUUUUCUCAAGCAAAUCACCUUGGGGAAUUUCACAAUCAUCGGACAGCCCAUCAAGAAGACCAAGAAGACACUCCAAGAGGUCAAAACUGGAGCUAGCGAAAAAUAUGGACAGCGCGCCUCCAUUGAAUUUCUCACGGAAAAUCUUCCCGUGCGAGAGGGCAAGAAAGUCCGUUUGAUAUGCAGAGUGAAAGGUCAACCGCCACCGAAAAUCACAUGGUACAAAGAUGGGAGUUCCAUUAAAAGAAAUCGUACCAGAUAUACUUUUUCUCACUUUAAGAGAAGAUCAAUCCUAAUCAUUGAGUCGGUAGGAAAGAACGACACGGGACAAUAUGAAUGUCGCGCUAAGAAUAAAUUGGCGAAACAACCUGUUACACGAACAAUGUUCUUGAGAGUCGAUGACCAGCCAGAUCAAAAUUGGGAGAAUUGCCCAUUGGAGGGUACGGAGUAUUGCUUAAAUGGUGGCACCUGUCUGUACUUUAGUGCUGUGGAAGAGCCAGCUUGUCAAUGUCCUGAAGGCUUUAUGGGGAAUCGCUGUGAGACGAAAAACCCAACAAAUCCCCAAACGAGUCAGGAUCACCGGUUUUCCUUUCUAAUGGGACCUGCGCCACCCUCUUCCACCAACUUCGAUGACGACGAGGAAGACUUUUCUGAAUAAAUAAAGCUCUCUCUCUCAAAAAUAAGAAACACAUUGCCACAAUUUUCUUUUAUAGCAGCAGUGGUUAAAUUUUCUUUUAAAGAAAAAAAACUCGGAGAAUUUAAUUAAUACCUACCUUAAAAAAAUGAAAUUGUUGGGGUAUGUUUGUUGUAAAUUCAACUGUUGAGUUUGAAAAAGGGCAUGACUUGGGGAAAGAUUUGCAGAAUUUUUUAAAAAGUAUUUUACGUUUAUUCUUGAGAGCAAAAGAAAAUUAAAAUUACAUUAACCCGUAAAACAAAAUUAAAAUUCCGAAUAUUAAAUUUUCAAGUACAUAAUUAAACAUAAAAUUAUCGAUGAAAAUAAAACAAAAAGAAUUUCAAAUGAAAUUUCGAUUCUCUUUAUAUAAUAUUCAUCAGGACACCUUAACAAUUAAAAAGAUUAAUUUUUAAUUACCGAUUCAAUCAAACUCCUGUCAAUAAAACAA